UAAUUUAUUCCUAAACCACCCCCGGAGGACGAAUCUGUCCGACGACGAAGCCAAGGUGCGACGCCGAGUAUCCGACGACGACGCCAAGCCCACCGCCCUCCCCUGCGAAUCUACGAAUCUGGGUAGGUGUUGUGUUCUUGAUUGAGGCCGUGUCAGUGAACACUGGAAUUUCCCGCAUGGAGGAGCAAUUCAUACUCAGGGUACCCCCUUCUGUGGCUGAGCAAAUUGACCGCCUUCUGAGUGAGAAUGCUUCUUCUUCAGAAGACAAAAGAUUGGAUUUGUCAUUUUCUGAGGAUGGUAGGACUGGCACAUUUGUCAUAGGAAAUGAGCACUUCCCUGCCGCCCUCUUGGAUCUUCCUUGCACAGUGGAGUCUUACAAAACUUAUGAUGAUAGUGUGCUGAUUAAAACUGCAGAUAUUGGUCAGAUGAUUAUGGUGGGGGAAGAAGGUGAUCCUGCUCCUGAUGCAGUGGAGUAUAGACAUGGCCUCACUCCUCCAAUGAGAGAUGCUCGGAGGCGAAGGUUUCGUAGGGAACUAGAUCUAAAUCCUGAGCUUGUGAAGCGUGUUGAGAAGACUUUGCAGAACAUCAUGGCUGGUGGAACUGCAGAGAAUAUAGAUAUCCUUCAAAGUGAUGCGGAAGUGGGUGAACAAGAGGAAGAUGGUGAAGAAAAUGCACGAAAUGCUGCUAGUAAGAAAGCAGCAGCACCACCCAAGCCUAAUGUUCCCGAGGCUGAGGUGGAGGCUGAGGCUGGGGCAACCGGUGGGGGGGAACCCGAGAGAAGUGAGUCUGAAGAGUCCGAUGAUUCAAUAUAGCCAUCCCCGCCACUGCAGUUUUUCCAGAAAACUGAAGCUAAGUAGCUCAUCCUACACAUAACACAUUCAUUCAUUCAUUCUAAGGAUUCUGCUGCUGCAUUCUUUCAAAAAGCAGAAAUAACUUGGAUGAACAUUUGUCUUUGUCUUUGUAGAAUCAGCCAAGCCAGUUUUGGAACUGGAACCGUCAGUUUCGAUUCCAGAUUUUCUCGAACCGGAACCAUACGGUCGGUUCCGAUUCCAACAGUGUACAACUGAACCGUGGUCAACUAGCUGUAUGCAUGUUUCGGGUUUGUGGGUUAAAUUCCGAAUCUGACCCGAAACUCUUAACAAACCAUUUUCCUCACCACUUCCCUUUUCCGUCUCAGUUUCUCGCUCUCACUCUCUCUCUCUUCACCUUCGCCGCUCAGUUUCUCACAGGUUCACCUUUCCACUUUCUCUCUCUCUCUCUCUCUCUCUGUAUCUCUGUAAGUCUGAGAAUUGAGAUUUAGGGUUGUAGGAUUUGGAGUUAGUUCCCUCCGACGAUGGGUUUCUUCUUUCAUAUGGUCGAAAUUCCCAAGGCUUUAACCCUAGCAUUCUUGUUUGGAUUUUGGAGCAGUCUUAAAUUUGUCGUGAUAGCCUUCCUCAAUGGUUUGGGGCUUUACAAGCCGCCGCCAGAAGAAGACAACGACAAUUCCUCCGGCUACCACCCCAACAGUUACAUUCUCCUCCUCGACGGCACCUCCCCGUCUCUCAUCCCCAUCCCUAUCCACGUCGCCACCGCCGCCGUCAAACGCAAAGUGCCCAUUGUCUUCUUCCGCGACUACCUCCGCCGGGAAGCCGAAAUGGAAAAGCACCGCUGCUGCUGCUGCUCCAUCUGCCUUGAAGAAAUUGAGCUGGAUCACGAGAUCAGGGACCCAGUCACCUGUAAUCAUGUGUUUCACCGGCCCUGCCUCGACACUUGGGUGGACGAGGGUCAGGUCACCUGCCCCGUCUGCAGAUCCAUGCUGCUUCCCAAGAAAUUGGCUUCUUUCCGCCUAGAAAUGCCGGCUCCGGCGCCGGAGCCGGAUGUCAGAUAGAUGUCCGUAUCGGACUAUGGAGUUUUCCUUGACUUUUCUCCUGUAAACUACGGAGUAAUAUUUUAUCAUUGAAUUUUCUUUAAAAUAGAUAAGAUCAUAUAUUUUACACAAUACUUUUUAUUUUUU
Messenger RNA from Ipomoea nil (Japanese morning glory), 1993 nucleotides. Its product is annotated as transcription initiation factor TFIID subunit 7-like. The transcript has 7 exons. Gene Ontology annotation, biological process: transcription initiation at RNA polymerase II promoter; RNA polymerase II preinitiation complex assembly. Gene Ontology annotation, molecular function: RNA polymerase II general transcription initiation factor activity. Gene Ontology annotation, cellular component: transcription factor TFIID complex. The coding region runs from base 177 to 812 and encodes 211 amino acids. The record is from RefSeq and is a predicted model, not a curated record. Lineage: Eukaryota; Viridiplantae; Streptophyta; Magnoliopsida; Solanales; Convolvulaceae.